Molecule: messenger RNA, 3736 nt
Organism: Owenia fusiformis
Lineage: Eukaryota; Metazoa; Annelida; Polychaeta; Sabellida; Oweniidae
Source: the annotation of a GenBank genome assembly
GUGAAUUGUUAUUUAUCAUUAACUCGGCAUGCUACGAGUGUAAGUACAAGCUAUCCUAUAACAACCUUCUAAUACAGUACUGUUUCAAAGUUCAGAAUUUAACUAUCUGUUGCACUCCAGGACUCUUUCAAACACAAAAGGCUAGCAAAUUAGAAAGAAUGUCUUUUGAGGUUUUCUUUACUGCACUGUGGGAUACAAUGUGAUAAGCUCACUUGUAAAAUGGACGUAUUUGGAAUUAAUGUCAAAAUACUAGUAGACCCUGACUAACUUUGGAACUCAUUCAUAUUUUUCAGAAUUCAAUUGUUAGAGGCUUGCAUAACUGUAGAGACAGUCACAGUUGCAUGUAACAAACUCGAUACUUGUCAAAUGGACGUUUUAAGUAAUUUCAGUGUCUAGUCACCCAAAAGACUAAAAUGGAGGAAUGUAUCAUCCACGGCCAAGAAGAAGAAGUAACAUCGCAAACUGUGCAUGAAUACUUCUCCAACUUCAUAAGAGCUCAAAAAGUUCUCAACAAAACAGCCCUAAAGGAGGGGGAAUCAACGUAUUCAUUUGAGGAGUUAGAUGCAGCAUCGGAUGAAAUAGCAACGCGAUUGCUAUCCGGUCAAGGAGAACGCUAUGCGAAGCAAGAAUCCCCUAUUGUUUGUAUCAUGAUACCACCAAGUAUACAAAGAAUAUGUGCCCUGUUUGGAAUAUUAAAAAGUGGCGCAGCAUACCUGCCACUUGAUCCAGGUAUACCUAGCCAAAGGCUGAUAACAAUGUUCGCUGAAACUGACCCCAUUUGCGUUGUUACAGUCAAUGAAUCGGAGACGGAGAAUAUUAAAGACGCGAUUCUUCAAUCAAAGAGAGAACUGGGAAUCGUAGCGUACGAUAGCCUGAUUGGUGAUAACCCGGGGACGAAUGAUGAACACAUAACUAACGGGCGCAAGUCUGAGCUUGCAAGUGUGUUAUACACAUCAGGUAGCACCGGGACGCCGAAAGGAGUGAAGUUGACACACAGAAAUAUAAUGAAUCGACUGAUGUGGCAAUGGCGGGAAUUUCCUUUCGAUGAUGAUGAUAUAGGUUGUCACAAAACAUCUCUACUAUUUGUGGACUCCUUGACUGAAAUCUUUGGUAGUUUACUACAGGGUGUUCCUAUUGUUAUCCUACAGAAAGGUGAAGUACAAAAUACGGAAACAUUAUUGAAAAUUCUCGUGAAAGAAAGGGUUACCAGAAUUACAACGGUUCCAUCUUUGUUGAAAAGCAUAGUUCUUUAUCAGAGCAUGUCAGAGAAUAAACUAAAAUCAAGUAUGCGCCUGGUAAUAUCAAGUGGGGAAAAGUUACCUUUCGAUGUCGCUGUAGAUUUUUUCAACGCAUUGUCCAACGAUAUCAAACUAGCUAACUUAUAUGGAAGCACAGAAACGCUCGGAGACGUAACGUUUAUAGUAUUUAACAAUGUUGAAGAAUUGAAAAAUGUUAUGGGGAAAGAACGGGACAGCGUUCCGAUUGGCGUGCCUAUCGCAAACUGUAUUACAUACCUUCUUGACGACAAUAAAAAUCCAGUGGGGUGCAAUAUCGUAGGAGAGCUAUAUGUGAGUGGUAUUAGUGUUACAAAUGGCUACGUAGAUUCUUUGAAAAAUAAUUCUUUCGUCCCAAAUCACCUGUUUGGAUCGGGAAAGAACGCAGCAGUACAUUCCACGCUGUAUAGAACUGGUGACUUUUGCUCGUUUAAAAAUGGUGUUCUUUGGUACGAGGGGAGAAGAGAUUCUCAAAUUAAGCUCAGAGGUCAUAGAAUUAAUACAAAGGAAAUUGAAAGAUGCGCCAGGUCGAUAGAAAACAUUGACUUUUCGGUAGUUUUACUUUGCAAUGAGCAAUUGGUAUUGUUUUACACGACAAAAACCAAAGAAAAUGAAGAUGAUAAACUUCUUGAAACACUUAUUUCAAACCUACCACCAUAUAUGCUUCCUAAGGUGUAUCACAUAUUAGAGCUUCCACUCAUGAAAGAGACGGGAAAAUUAGAUCGGAAACAGCUAGUCGAGCAUUACCAUGCCGUCCAAGUGAAUAACCCAGACAACCCUACAUUCGAUCAGACUUUAUCUGCCAUAGAGCGUGGAGUGAUUGAUGUCAUUUCUGGCGAAUUGUUACUUCAACCAUCGGGCUCGUACCUCAAUAUGAACUUCUUUAAAAUAGGGGGAAAUUCAUUAAAUGCUAUAUCAACAAUAGUAAAGCUCAAAAUUGCCGGGUACAGCAUCGAUUUUGCAGAUUUCCUGGAGUCAGGGACUAUAGGAGAUGUCGUCGAGCGAAUCAAACGAAACGAUGAGGGUGUGAAUGACUUUCAAUCAAAAUCAAAGAGGUACACCAUAAUGCCUAUGACUUCUGCAGACGAUAACGAGGAUGUAAUCCCAUUGGUUGCAAAGUCAUUCUCGACGAAAGUUGACCUUGAUGUUCUCGUUGAUUCAACGUUUGAAGACCUAGAGCUCCUCGUGAAGAGUGUUUGGAAGGAACUGAUAGAAGAAGAUUUGUCUCUCGUUGUUCGAGACAACGAAACUAACAAAAUUGUCGCUGCUGCAUUGAUCCUUGACAUACGAUCAACUGCAAAACCACUGUUUUUAAAAGAAGCUGUUGGUGCAAUAUUAGAAGACGUAGACUUGCCAGUCCGUGAGAAACUUCUUCAAAUGGGAGGUGAUUGGUUAGAUUCAUUCAUGAUAUCAACAGACACCAUGCUCCCCCACAGAGAGAAUAUGGUUUUACUACACAUGAUCGAAGAGGAAGUACUAAAACUUGCUAAAACGAAGGGAUGCAGGGGAAUACUUUCUGUGAACGCCCAUCAGGUGACAAUGGAUUUGGAUGAACAUUACUAUGGAUACACAGUUGAAAAAGUGAUUCACGUAAAAAGCUACAAAUGGAAUGGCACGACACCUUUCGAAGAAGCCAAGGAUGAUUACUAUCUCAAGACAAUGGUCAAAUACCUCUGAAGUUUAAAAUACUUAAGGCUAUAGACUACAAACUCAGUCAACACUUCAAACACCUGCAUAUGCCUUUCAUAUAACUGGUGUUACAGUGACGCGUAUUCAUGUCACUACUUUAUUGAAAUAAAAACAGGCUAAAAUAUAUUUCGGUCGAGGCUUUAUUAUUACAAUAAUGUAUGUCAUCUACAUACUACUGUCGUAGUUUAGUGCAUUAUGUUAUUAAUCUUCUUUUGCCUCUUUCUUUUCACACAACAUCUUAUACACAGAGUACUGGACGUCACCACUGCAACAAUUGCUGAAAUGUGCAGCUUGUUUUGCUUCAUUUACACUGUCGAAAAAGUUUCCGCAUCUUCUUCCUUCUGUAAAAUCCGUGCAGUCUUGGAGUUCUUGUGAUCCCUCGUCACAAACAUUCGUUUUCCUCUCGGCCACCGCCAUUGCCACCACCACCAAACCAAUCAAAACAGCUAUUGUUAGUUUUGCUGCAGUCAUAGUAGAAAGCUACAAUGGAUUUAAAAAAGAUCAUAGAAUUGAUUUUGACAUUACAGAUAUAUUAAGUAAAACUUGUAUCGGCUUUUGUUAAUGGUUGAUAGUAUGCCGAGUCACUCGAGUGGUCAUAGUUAUUGAAGAGUGGAAAACUAUGAAUAAAAACUCCCUGGAGGUUGAGAAACCUACACAUUUUCUAGAAAUGUUGUUUUUAUCGGUUACUUUCGCUAUGAAUAAAGCCUUUUAAAUCGGGUGUGAUGGUCGCAAUGUUUCAUAUAGUUUAAGAACUUAAAGACCUCUAAGGUCAC